Messenger RNA from Pecten maximus, 984 nucleotides. Its product is annotated as ribonucleoside-diphosphate reductase subunit M2-like. Lineage: Eukaryota; Metazoa; Mollusca; Bivalvia; Pectinida; Pectinidae. Gene Ontology annotation, molecular function: ribonucleoside-diphosphate reductase activity, thioredoxin disulfide as acceptor. Gene Ontology annotation, biological process: deoxyribonucleotide biosynthetic process. The transcript has a single exon. The record is from RefSeq and is a predicted model, not a curated record. Bases 1 to 984 code for a protein of 327 amino acids. Gene Ontology annotation, cellular component: cytosol.
AUGGCAACAAACAUGCAACAACAACAAGAACCUCUCCUGCAAGAAAACCCUCAACGAUUCGUCGUGUUUCCCAUACGAGACCAAGAGUUGUGGGCCAUGUACAAGAAACACGAGGCUUCGUUCUGGACUGCGGAAGAAGUCGAUCUGGCGGAUGACGAGUGGGAUAAUUUGUCUAAAGAUGAACAGAAAUUCUUGUCUCACGUGUUGGCUUUCUUUGCUGCCAGUGACGGUCUAGUCAACGAGAAUCUGGUGCAGAGGUUCAGUCAAGAAGUACAGUCUACAGAAGCUAGGACCUAUUACGGUUUUCAGGUGGCCAUGGAAAAUAUCCAUUCCGAGAUGUACAGUCUACUCAUAGACACUUAUGUGAAAGACCCGGUAGAGAAGAUGGCAUUGUUUGAGGCAAUCAAAACAAUGCCCUGCAUCAAGAAGAAAGCCGAUUGGUGUAUGCGGUGGAUUCAAGAUACAAAAUCGACGUUUGCCGAGAGAGUAGUAGCAUUUGCUGCAGUGGAAGGAAUCUUUUUUUCGGGGAGUUUUGCUUCAAUCUUUUGGAUCAAGAAGAGAGGUUUACACAUGCCCGGUCUUACAUUCAGCAACGAACUCAUCAGUAGAGACGAAGGUCUACACUGUAUGUUCGCUUGCAUGAUGUUUACCCGUACGGUAAACAAACCGUCCGAAUCCCGAGUGCGGGAAAUCAUCAUGGAAGCCGUGGAGCUCGAGAAAGAAUUUCUUACCGAGGCCCUUCCAGUAGACUUGAUAGGUAUGAAUGCCAAAUUGAUGAAACAAUACAUCGAGUUUGUAGCCGAUCGGUUGAUGACCGACUUGAGAUUCGCCAAGAUCUACAACGCCGAGAAUCCGUUCGAUUUCAUGGAAAACAUCUCUCUGGAGGGUAAGACCAAUUUUUUCGAGAAGAGGGUGGGCGAGUAUCAAAAGAUGGGUGUCAUGAACAACAAUGAUCGUACCUUCAAAUUGGACGCCGAUUUUUAA